This is a messenger RNA of Oryza sativa Japonica Group (Japanese rice), 1767 nucleotides long. Its product is annotated as putative F-box/FBD/LRR-repeat protein At4g03220. The record is from RefSeq and is a predicted model, not a curated record. Gene Ontology annotation, molecular function: protein binding. Lineage: Eukaryota; Viridiplantae; Streptophyta; Magnoliopsida; Poales; Poaceae.
GAACUCCUCCAGUAUUCCGGAUUUUGGGCCCCCGAACACGAAACCCACCCAAGUCGAUGGAGGACGGCGAUGGGGAGGAAGGCACCGCCAAGCGCGCCAAGCUCUCCGCCGGCGACGGCGGCGGCGGCGGCGGCGAGGACCGCCUCAGCGCGCUUCCCGACGACCUGCUCGUCCAAAUCCUUCUCCGGGUAGGGACGAGCGCCGCCGCGCGGACCAGCGUCCUCUCCCGGCGCUGGCGCUCCCUCUGGUACCUCCUCCCGGAGCUCGAUUUCGUCUCCACAGCCGACGCCCGCGCCAUCCGCGCCGCCCUCGCCUACCAUGGAGCGCCUCCCCUCCGCCUCCUCCUCGUCUCCGCCGUGGGCGCCACCGCUGGAUCCGUCGCGGAAUGGCUCCCCCUCGCCGCGCGCCGCCUCUCCGGCUAUCUAGGGCUUCUCAACGUGGUGCCGAAGACGAAGAGAGACGAGGGGGAGGGCGCCGCCGCUGGAGAAGUUCUUGAGCUGCCCUGCUUCGCCAGCGCCGCCAACCUCGCGCUGGACCUAGGGUUCAUUGCCGUCGCCAUGCCGCGCUCCGGCGUGUUCUCCCGGCUCACCCUCCUCUCACUCGACAACGUCCGGUUCCACCGCCCGUGCGACCUCGGCGACGCCGUCUCCUCACCGCGGUCCCCAUUCCUGAAGAGACUCACCAUCCAGAAUGCCCAUGGGUUGAGCAAUCUCAGCAUCCACUCGGAGUCUCUCCUGCAGAUUCGUUUGGGGGGACUGAAAGGAUUGAAGCAGCUCAAUGUCGUUGCGCCGGCACUCGGCGCGCUAUAUGUGAUCUCCUGCUUCUCCGAUCCUCUGGCUAUGAGUCAACCGGUGGCCGACAUCUCAGCCCCUCAGCUGGAGACUCUCCACUGGGAGGAUGCUUUCGAUCCAAGCUCCGUCCGGUUUGGCAACAUGGCAAAUGUCAAGUGUCUGGGAACUCACUUUUAUCUUGCAUUUGGACAAGAGGACUUCGGCCACAAUGGCGAUUGUUUAAGGCUGUUGCAGCGCUUUCAGUUUGAUGCCCUCGACCGUCUUUCCCUCACGCUUGCCUAUAUGUCGGAACUAAAUGACCUUGAAAAUGAAUACUUGAUGGAAGAAAUGACAAUGCUCCCUGACAUUAUGUUCCUGGGCCUUACUGUAUUGGCAAGUGGACAUGCCAUUGGUCCCAGCGUAUUCCAUGUUCUGAGAAUGAGCACUAGUAUAAGAAGGUUGGAGCUGGCAACAGAUAUUUAUUCUAGUAAUCCGCAGGCACGAGCUGCAUGUUCAUCAAGUUGCACUUGUGAUCUUCCACCAAAUUGGAAAACUGAGGAACUAAAGUUGGCAUUCCUUCAUGAGGUAGAAAUCAAUAACUUCAGGGGAACCGAACAUCAAAUUGCUCUUGUGAAGCAGCUAUUCGGUUGGGCAGCAAUGCUGAAAGACAUGACAAUAAAUUUCUGUCAUUCAAUCACUGAGAGCAUGGCAAGGAAGGUGUGCCAGAUGUUACUAAGUUUCUCUAGGCCAGAAAUACUCAUGAAUUUUUACAUUUACCAACAAACGACAUCAGGUUUUGUAUGUUCCAGAGGACAAAUGCACCGCACUAAACUUGUUGCUUGAUUGUACUCAUUUUGCUUUCCAGUGUUGUAUACUUUGGUAUGAACUGUAUUGCAUGUAAACAUCAAAAUGGUAACAGAAUCCUGUACAAGGUUAGUGUCACAAAUUCUAUUACCCAUGAUAAAGACUUUUUAUUGGUUAAUGUCUUUUCUUUUUA